CACAUCACGAGGAAGAAUCCCGAAGGUCAGGGAGUUCAGAGGAGGUCAAGAGUCCAGUCGCUUCGAAGGCAUGGACCUCUCUAGACGUCCUCUGAAGCGAGUCCUACUGGCACUACUUUCCUUGGCAGGAGUGGUCCUCGCCGUUGCGCAGGAUGGCGGAAGGACGCUGCAGGAGGAAGAGAGAGAGGAGGAGAAGGGCAAGGUCGAGGGAGAGCAGUGGGUACGGCCCCUGAAGGAGGGUAUGUGGCCGAGGAGAUAUGACGGCGUGUUCUCCUGUCCCUGCGGUUCGAACGACUGCUUCGUGGGUUCGGGCGACAAGGGAGGUGUUUCUGGUCCCGAGAUUAUUUCCAGCACCUGUUUCCUGCCUAGUACUGAUCCAGGUAGGACCGAGAGCGGCAAUAUAUACAAGAAUGAAACAGGUUUUGCAACGGAAUACUGCAGUUUCUCGCCGAACCACGCUUUGUGCCGCUAUUCUGUUGACAAAACAGGGCCGGCUUGCGUCAAGAUCUGGGACGAGGAACUGAGCCGCAUCAUGCAAGCGUGGAUCAAUCAGUGCAUUUUCCAGCAUGACUGUGGCAAGUGCAGAGAGACAUCUCGAUUCGGCGUGGGUCAAAAUCUUUACUCGGCCGGUGACUUUGAACUGAAACCCGUUGACUGGAAUCGACCCUUAAACGCUUUUUUCAGUGAGGUAGACAUGAUGGAUAAGAGUGAGGUCGACUCCUUUCUAGGGAAUCGAGGGGUAGGCCACUACACUCAGCUCGUGUGGGGCGCGACCACCCACGUCGGUUGUGGCUAUAUCGCAUACAAUGAUAAAAGAUAUAUCCAGAGUUAUUACGCGUGUAACUACGGCAAAGCAGGCAACUACGUGAACCAGAAGAUAUACAGCGUGGGGCCGGCGUGUUCGAAGUGCCCGGCCGGUUCCUCGUGUUCCACUAAGUACAAGGGACUCUGCACGAAGGGAGGAAGUGGAGGAGGUGGAGGAGGUGGAGGUGGAGGAAGUGGAGGUGGAGGA
Molecule: messenger RNA, 1012 nt
Organism: Penaeus monodon (black tiger shrimp)
Lineage: Eukaryota; Metazoa; Arthropoda; Malacostraca; Decapoda; Penaeidae
Product: CRISP/Allergen/PR-1-like
Exons: 7
Cellular component (GO): extracellular region
Source: RefSeq, a predicted model, not a curated record